Nicrophorus vespilloides is the source of this 1903-nucleotide messenger RNA. RefSeq names its product dolichyldiphosphatase 1-like. The record is from RefSeq and is a predicted model, not a curated record. Gene Ontology annotation, molecular function: sphingosine-1-phosphate phosphatase activity. The transcript has 5 exons. The coding region runs from base 79 to 822 and encodes 247 amino acids. Lineage: Eukaryota; Metazoa; Arthropoda; Insecta; Coleoptera; Silphidae.
UUUAUAUACAGCCGUGUCAAAUGCAGUGUUCCAUUCGGUGGUUUUGAGCUGUGCUAGUCAAGAGUUGGAAAAUGAAAGAUGGACACGUCUGGUGCUGAUACUCAUUAUUUUCCCAAAACAUUGGAGCAAAAUGACAGAACUGAAUGGGUUCCAUUGUCGUUAACGCUAGUUGAAUAUCCAAAAGGUGACUGGAUUGGCAAAUUCUUUGCUUUGGUCAGCUUAACUCCUUUUGGAAUUCUUGCAGGCUUUGUUACACUAAUACUCUUUAGGAGAGAUCUGCACACUAUAACAUUCUUCAUUGGAACAAUAUUUAGUGAGCUGGUCAAUUCCAUCUUAAAAAACACAAUACAAAGUGCUAGGCCGAUGUCAAGGUCUGGAGAUUAUAAUGAAUAUGGCAUGCCUUCAUCCCAUUCACAAUUUGUGUGGUUUUUUACAACCUAUGUCAUUUAUUUUGUAUUUAUAAGGUUACAUCACAUGAAUAACAAUACAAUAAUUGAGAACAUGUCCAAAUUAUUAAUAAUUUCAUCUUCUGUACUCAUGGCAGUCAUUGUGUGCAUUAGUCGGAUUUACUUGCAGUACCAUACUGUAGCACAGGUACUUUGUGGUGCCCUUGUAGGGUUCCUGUUUGCUACUAUCUGGUUCACAUUAACAUAUAUGUUAUUCACUCCGUUAUUUCCAAUGGUCGUCUCUUGGAAAAUAUCGGAGUUUCUUUUGUUAAGAGAUACGACACUGAUACCGAAUGUGCUUUGGUUUGAAUACACCAACACGAGACAAGAGGUCCGAGCCCGGAGUAGAAAAUUAGUAAGCAUGAAAUCCCAAUGACAUCUACUUCAAAAGGACUUCGACUUUGCGCUGCCAACACCAAUAGUGAGAAUCCUAAGAACGUUCUGGCCGAGGAAACGGUAGAAAUAAUGAUUUUUCGUUUGUUCAUAUUUCCAUUAUAAUUAUAUAUAAUUUUUACUUUUUUUAUACUCAUCGUUGCAGCUAAAAAAGAAAACUGAUGAUAUUGUAUUGAUUAUUAAUUUCUUUGUUUUCCAAAGCAAUAAUCUAAAGCAGCCAAUAACUAAAAAAAUGUGUUCAGAACGUUAACUCGUUUAUAAUUAUUACCUUUUUUUAUUAUUGUUAUUUUAAAUUAAUAAUUAUUAUGAACACUUUAUUUACUAUCUAUUCUCUUUCUUUUACUCUCUAUUACAUUUAGAUAUUUGCCAUUUGUUCGUAACCUUUUUGGUUAGAUGAAUCCCACAUUAAGUGACUUUGCUAAUAAUGUACCUUCCGACGUAAAUAAAUUUAUUUUGUUUGUUACGUAAAUAAUGGAUAAAUGAAAAAUUAAAAUUAUAAAAUAUUGUAAAUACAUUUUGGAUGCAUUAAGUAUAAUGUAAUUUUAUAUAAAAUGCUAUACAAAUUUUAGGAACAUUCUCUUCGAAUGUGAUAUAUACAUAUAUAUAUUUGACAGAAUAAAGAGUUAUAUUAUAUAUGGAUGCAAUCAAUAUAUAAAUUAGUCGAGUAAAGAGUACUUAAAAUGCGACUGACUAUAAAUUAAAGAAAUAAUAUUAUAUUAAUAGACAUUAGUUACUGUUUAACUGGAAUAUUUUGUAGCCGAUACAAGACACGAGAGAUUUUGUAAUUUUCAGUUAGUGUUGUGUGUGUGUACUGAAUUUACUUUCAAAGUAAGUCCGUCUCUUGUUGACGUAUUGCAAUGCUGGUAAUCCAAAUUUACUACCUGCAAAUACCUUCUAAAAUGGGAAUCAAGGCACUUUUAGUGUAAUUUGAUUUGCCAACGCUUAAUUAAUAAAACCCCCUUCCUAUAAAUACUAUUUGCACUUAGUAAAUUUUCCUUUUGAAUGUGCAAUCUUGAGAAUAGUUUCAGAAAAUAUAUAUAUGUAAUGUUAUUUAAAUUAAAAAA